Molecule: messenger RNA, 2874 nt
Organism: Heteronotia binoei (common prickly gecko)
Lineage: Eukaryota; Metazoa; Chordata; Lepidosauria; Squamata; Gekkonidae
Gene: PROZ
Product: protein Z, vitamin K dependent plasma glycoprotein
Exons: 9
Coding region: 60-1280 (406 amino acids)
Biological process (GO): proteolysis; blood coagulation
Cellular component (GO): extracellular region
Molecular function (GO): serine-type endopeptidase activity; calcium ion binding
Source: RefSeq, a predicted model, not a curated record
UACCAAAAAGCCACUGCUAUGCGCCAAAAGAACACAGCUAACAAAUCUAGAGGCACAAAAUGGGAACUCAGCUUUGGAUGUUAUGUUCUGUUUUGUUUGUCCUCUGUUUUCGCGAGGCAGAACUAAGAGUGUUUCUAUCAGGUCAAGAAGCAAAUAACAUAAUUACUAGAUCAAAACGUGCCGGUUUCAUUAUUCUUGAGGAAAUUCUCCAAGGUAAUCUGGAAAGAGAAUGUCUUGAAGAAAGAUGUUCAUAUGAAGAAGCAAGAGAAGUAUUUGAAGACACAGAAAAAACAGACAAAUUUUGGAAUAGUUAUUUUGGUGGUCAACAGUGCUCUUCAAAUCCUUGCUUGCACAAUGGUGUGUGCAAUGACAACAUUCGUAGUUACACAUGCACUUGUGGUGACGGCUAUGAAGGAAGCAACUGUGCCUUUGCCAAAAAUGAGUGCCUCCAUGAAAUGAAUGAGGGUUGCCAUCACUUUUGCUAUCCAGAAGCGAAGUCCUACCGCUGCUCAUGUGCACAAGGCUACAGACUUAUGGAAGGCAAAACCUGCGUUCCCCUAGAUCAGUGUGCAUGUGGCAGAUUUAAAGGAAACAUGGAAACAAAGCUAACUGCAGCUGAGAACAUCAGCAGAGGAUUCCCUUGGCAGGUCCUGCUCUUAAGCUCUGAGGGAGAAAGAUUGUGCGGAGGUGUUCUACUGAAAACAAACUUCAUACUGACUACAGCUGACUGUGCAGUGCUGUCUCCAAUCAGUGCUGUGAUUGGAAAUGACAGACGGCAAGCAGCCAGACAAUUAAUGUAUGUGAAACAGGUAAACAUACAUCCCCGUUAUGACAACACCACCAGCAAGAACAACUUGGCAUUGCUACAACUUGGAACUCCUAGUGCCUGCAAUGGCUCCCAGUUACCCAUAUGCCUUCCAGAGAAGGACUUUGCAGAGCAUGUAUUGAUUUCAGAACAGGCAGCCACUCUCAGCGGGUGGAAAAUGGAGGGAGACGAUGCAACUGAUUCACUAGCUGAAUUUACAGUUCUGUUUCUCCAUGAAAAUGAAUGCACACAAACACUCAACAGAACUCUGAUAACCAGGGAAUUCUGUGGAUACACUUCUGUGACAACAAAAGAACAACUGGCUGGUGGGAGUUUCAGUUCUGUUAACUAUAAAGGCACCUGGUUUCUGACGGGCAUAUUAGAAUCACAAGCAACAGAAGCAAGUAAGUGGGAAACAUUUGUAUUCACCAAGAUUUCAAGAUACAUGAUGUGGUUCAAACAGAUAAUGGAGUAAUCAAAGGCAGCAACCAAGGAGUACAUAAAUUGGCAAGAUUCAGUAUUUAUACAGGUUGCUGCUGAAAAUGUGUAUGCUUACCAAUUAAAAUAAGAAAAAUGGUCCUCAUCUCUGUUCUUGGUUAAAAUCACUGGUUUUUCUACAUGGGGUUCUAUAAUACACAGGCCCUUUUCACAUUACUGUUCUAAGUUGGAUGUUAUUCAUUGUUGGCCCAAUUCUGAGUAAAGCAAUUGAGGUUCGGGGGGUUUCGUACAGCAAAUUUCCUUCUGUUAAUGAGCCAUCUUUGAAGUUCUAUGGUCAUUUCAAACAAUGCUGUUUCCCUGCCACUCUUUUUUACAGCAUGAUCUUCCUUGGACUUUUUUUUAACAUUCUAAGUUGAGCAUUAUAGUGCUAAAGCAUUAUAGCACUUCAGUGCUAUAGCAAAACCACUGAGAUUCUUUGACUCCCUUGAGUCUAGGUAUCUCAGUGUUGCCACUAUAACACUGAAGUGCUAUACUGGUUCGCACUAUAGUGCUCAUCUUAGAAUGUUAAAAAAGGGAUAGGCCAGGCAAGCCUGAUCUCAUCAGAUCUCAGAAGCUAAGCAGGGCCAACCCUGGCAAAUACUUGGAAGGGAGACCUCCAAAGGAAUACCAGACCUGGGACAUAGAAGCAGGCACAUCAAGCCACCUCUCUUAAAAUGUCCCAGCCCCACUAGGAUCACCAGAAGUCACUGUGACUUCCAGGUACGCAAGCACAAAUACACACACUUUUUGAAAAAUGUCUGAGGAAGUCCAGGUGGCAAAAAAGGCAGGGGAAAAGGCAACAUUGAAGGAAGUGCUAUGGAUAUUUUAAACAGCAUACCAUAGCUGUUUAUACUCUCAGUGAGUAUAGCUAUACAUCCACAGUAUUCCAAUGUGUUUCUCUUUUAGAAUUGUGUAUCAGUAUAAUUAUUUGUAUUGACAUACUCAAAAUAGGGAUAUUGGCUGUAUAUCUCAUUACAUAUACUUUACCCAUUUUCACUAUAUUUUAUUGUAUUCCUUUUUCCUAUGGGAAACCAGAAUGAUGUUUACAUGUUAAAAAUAAAUUAGGCGAACAAGAACAUCACUAUCCAAUGUAUUUCUCUUUUAGCUGUAUCGACACACUCAAACAGGGACUUUGGUUGCUUAUCCCAUUACAUAUUAUAUUGAACCCAUCUCCCAUCGUCAUUGACAGACAAUCUCACAUUUUGACAUACUACUGUUUUGUUGCUUUUGCAUGCUCAUGCUACUCAGAUCAAAGGUUUGCUCAAUUUGUUAAUUUUACUGCAUACUGUUUUGUUGCUUUUGCAUGCUCAUGCUACUCAGAUCAAAGGUUUGCUCAAUUUGUUAAUUUUACUGUUCUGUCAUUGUACCAUUUUACAUUCUAAACCACUGCCUACCAGAUAAUUUUACUUCACUGUCAUGGGUUCUUAAAUCUGUACCAUGUUGCAUUCUGGGCCACUGCCUACCAGCUAUGUAUGGCUCUGCUCAGCUAUGUACGGCUUUGCUCACUGUGCUGGAUUCCUCGUCUGAUGAAGUGUGCUUAAGAGCACACGAAAGCUUACGUUCUAAAUAAAAACUGGUUGGUCUUAAAGGUG